AACUCGCAUUAGGGAGCCCUGAAAGCUCCCCAGAUUCCAGAAGCCAAAUAAUGGCAGCUGAAAUUUGGUGGGAUUGUGCAGUUAUUUAUUUCUUUGAUACAUUUGGGUUGAGAGUAACACUCAUUGCUUUGACACUAGUAGGGGUCCUGUUGAAUGUGUCCAGUGAUGUGAAAUUCCCUCUUAUUUGUCUACAGAAAUUAAUUUUUAUCCAUGAUGUGUCACAUUUGCAUGAAGUAAUUGUCCAAGGAAAUUAUCUUGAUGUGGGAAGAACAAGCUUUAGCUAUUGUGCAUGUAUAGAUGGAUAAUAUGUUGUACUUGCUACUUUAAAUCAUGUAAGUAGAUAUGAUGGAAGUCUUCAGGGAUCCCAUGUUCUCUUUAAUUCCUUCCAGAUCAUCAGUUCAUUGGCUUGUGCUCAGAAAGGCUGGAUGAAUAAUGGUGUAGACAAAAUUGUUUGCGAGUCUUGUGGUGCUUGCUUGAGUUUUACAGCAUUGCCAUCUUGGACAUCAGCUGAAGCUCAAAAUGCCAGUGAAUCCUUUGCCAGGCAGCUGGAUUCAGGGCAUAAAGUUAAUUGCCCUUGGAAAGGAAACAGCUGUCCAGAAAGCUUAGUGCAGUUCCCUCCAACUCCUCCAUCUGCCUUAAUUGGUGGUUACAAGGAUAGAUGUGAUGGCCUCGUACAAUUUCACUGUCUUCCUGUGGUAGCCAUCUCUGCAAUUGAGUUGAUGUCUGUUUCUCGGGGCCCACAGAUUGAACGCUUUCUAUCACAGUCUCAAUGUUUUAUGUCAGGAGAAGUAGACAUCAAGCCAGAGAUUAUAUCUGAGUUAGAAAACUCUCAAGAUGAGGCAUACUGUUUAUAUUCUCGUGCACAGAAGAUUAUAAGUCUUUGUGGGUGGGAACCAAGUUGGCUUUUAAAUGUUCAAGACUGUGAAGAACACUCUGCUCAGUCUGAAAGAAAUGGACAUUCAUUUGGCCCAAGCAAGACUCAACUCCAUCUUACACAAGAUCAUGGAUCAAAGGCAGUUUCUGCUUCUACUAAAUUGGAUGCCAGAAAGGCAAAGGCAUCUCUUAAGGAGUCUAGACUUGACUCUAGGUCACCUUUGCUUGAUUGUAGCUUAUGCGGUGCUACAGUUAGAAUUUUGGAUUUUUUGACAGUUCCCCGUCCUACUCGUUUUUCACCUAAUAUUAUCGAUAUUCCUGAUACGAGUAAAAAAAUAGGAUUAACUCGAGGAGCAAGUGCAGCUAGUGGAAUCAGUGGUUGGAUUGCAGCUGAUGAUACAGAGAAAGAUCAAACUGAAGACCGUGACGAAGUUGCAACAACAAAUGAGGGGAAAUCGUUGGCGAACACAGAUUUAGACUUAAAUCUGACCAUGGCAGGGGGUUUUCCUUUUACUUCUUUGGGCAGGACAGCAACAUCUGAAUAUACUCGAGAUGAAGAUAUGGGAAGGGAUUUAAUGAUUGGCCAGCCUUCAGGGAGUGAGAUUGGUGAUCGUGCUGCUUCAUAUGAAUCACGGGGGCCAAGCUCUCGUAAGAGAAAUCUUGAAAAAGGUGGAAGCUCAGAUGACCGACUAGUUCUUAGGUUGCAGCAGCAGGCUGAUAGUGUUGAAGGAACUGUCAUUGAUCGCGAUGGUGAUGAAGUUACAGAUGGUGGACAAUAUUCAGCUGGUCCUUCAAAACGUGUGCGCGACUCUGAUAUCUUUGACACAUAUUGUUCACCUCAUCAAAGAGACUCAUCUGGUGCUGGUCCAAGUCAUUCAAUGGGUUUUGAGGCGCAUGUUGCUGGCAAUCGAGCUUCUUCGUUCCAUCAAGGCAGUAGCCUCCCAAUAGGUAUCCAAUCAGCUAGGGACUCAACCCGUGCAUCAUCUGUCAUUGCAAUGGACACAAUAUGUCAUAGUGUGAAUGAUGAUUCUAUGGAAAGUGUUGAGAACUACCCAGGAGACCUUGAUGAUGUUCAUUUCCCCUCCUCCAGCACAUAUGGCAAUGUGGACAUGAAUGAAACAUCUGAACUGAAUAACAGCAAUCAAGCUCAGCAAAGCACUUGCUUACAAACAGCUACUGAAGUUGUCCCUGGUGAAGUGGGCAUCAGUAGUACAAACUAUGGGGAAGAACUUUUCAAUGCAGAAACUGUGACUGCUCAGGCUCGAGAUGGAAUUAGUUUGGGCAUCAGUGGAGGGAGUGUUGGAAUGUGUGCUAGUCAUGAAGCUGAAAUCCAUGGGGCUGAUAUAUCUGUGCACAGAGCUGAUAGUGUUGUUGGUGAAAUGGAACAGAGAGUAGAGGAUGCUGAAAAUCAAGGACAGACAGGUGAAUCUGUUCCAGAUCCAGGUCUGAUGGAUGAGAUAAUCCCUGAUGAUAUGAACAGGGAAGAUCCUAUUGGUGAUAGCCAGGAGAUGAUGUCUCACUCUGCAGGAAGAACAGACAGUGGGUCAAAAAUUGGCUGUUCUACAAAGGCAGAAUCAGUUGAAAGUGGUGAAAAGAUUAGUCAAAACUGCAAUCUUCUACCUGCUAAUAGUAGUCAACCAUCUCGUUCUUGUAAUGCUAAUAUUUAUUCUGGUGGUGAAAAUACCAAGGAUGAGAUCAUGAAGGAUGGUAAAUCAUCAUUUGCCAACAAUUGUGCUGUCCUUGAAUCAGAUUUUGCCAUUGCAAAUGGAAUAGGCCCUCCAAAAGGAGAGAGUAAUUAUGAAGCUGUAGAAUUUGAUCCUAUUGUCUAUCAUAACCAAUGUUGCCCUUGGGUGAAUGGCAAUGUUGCUGCUGCUGGCUGCACUAGUUCUGUUCCAAGCACCAGUAGUGAUGCAAUUGCCCUAUGCGGUUGGCAGAUGACUUUAGAUGCUUUGGAUGCGUUACGAUCACUGGGGCACAAUGCAAUUCCAACAGUACCAUCCGAGUCUGCUGCAUCCUUGUACAAGAAUGACCAGCAAGCACCCGGUCAAAAACUCUUUCGUGACCACUCUAUGAGCAGAAGUCAUGGUCAACUCUGAGAUUUUGUUUCUAGUAUUGGGUGUUUCCAUUUCCUUGAUUGUGGAGGCGUAUUCGACCAAACUAUAUUUCAGUCUCCCUAGCUAGAGCUCAGUGAGUUUGUAGCAGACAUGAUGCUUUUCUCCCGCCUUCGCACAUGCUAAGGGAAACCAGUUGUUCAGCUGAAUAGGGAUCUAGCAUCAACCUUUGUUGCCAAUCAAUAAUGUUGAAGAGUGAAGAGUUUUUAUCAAAAUCAAACGACUAUUUACUUCAAAGACCUGUAGUUUGUUCAUUAAAUUGUAAAUACUGGAUAUUUCUUUUAUGAUGGAAUUGUGUUUAGGCCUUUGGCCCAUUUGUAAUGUGUUAAUUAGAUUUUUCUUUUGAAGUUUCCCUUUUUUUUUAAAAAAAAAUUUACAUUUAGAGUGGUGUACAUUUUUACUACUGAAUAAAUGUGAAUUUCACCAUUUCAUUAGAGGUAA
Messenger RNA from Cajanus cajan (pigeon pea), 3425 nucleotides. NCBI's taxonomy places the organism in Eukaryota, Viridiplantae, Streptophyta, Magnoliopsida, Fabales, Fabaceae. The record is from RefSeq and is a predicted model, not a curated record.